AUGGGAAAUUCGUAAUUAACGGAUCAAUAGAUUCUUUUAUAUAAGAAUGAAACAUAAUGUACAUCAUCUAUUACAAUAGUAAAGUUACUCCAGCGUAAAUAAGAAGAAUACACAAGAAAUUCUAACAGCUUGACUCUAACAAUAAAGGAUUUGUAAGUGCAACAGAUUUCAUUAAAAUUAUUCAACAUCAUAAAUAUAGUCCAUGAUUAAUUUAAUAGUUAAUAGGAAGGAAAUAACAAGAAAUAGAUUUUAUUUCAUUAGUCAGAUUACUAAAUGCCAUUUAAUUUGGAGAUAAAAAUAUUUUGUUGA
Paramecium sonneborni is the source of this 309-nucleotide messenger RNA. NCBI's taxonomy places the organism in Eukaryota, Ciliophora, Oligohymenophorea, Peniculida, Parameciidae. The record is from the annotation of a GenBank genome assembly.